AUGGCUGCUAAACGAGCUCAAGCUACAUCGAAGGAAGCUGAAAGACAGCGGAUGCUUGUAAUGGAAAAAAGUGCCGUCAGAAGAGCUGCCUUUACACCAGAACAAGCUGAACGAGAGCGUACCCUUGUGCGAGAAAGAAGUGCAGCUAGAAGAGCUGCCUUAACACCAGAACAAGUUGAUCGUGAACGUACUGUGGCCCGAGACAGAAGCUCAGCUAGAAGAGCUGCUUUAACAUUGAAAGAAAUCGAAAAACAACGAGAGCAAGCUCGUGAGAAAGUUGUAGCAUGGAGAGCUACUCUUACACCGAAAGAAACCCAGCUACAACAAACACUUGCUACUGAACGAACUAGGAGUAAACGAGCUACAACGUCGCCAAACGAAGCUGAAGAACAGCGCGUGGUAGCUCGCAAAAGAAGUACCGCAAGACGAGCGCCUUACACAUCUGAUGAACUCCAACGUCUGCGCGCAUCUGUUCGUCAAAGAAAGUGCCUUCGAAAAAGUGAUAGGCACCAACAAGAAAGUAACGACUUUGAAUAGCCAAAAACUAUUGAUAUUGAACGUAAGAAAAACUGUCUAAAGAACUUUAUUCAACAUAUGUCAAUGAGUUCUCUGCAAGAAGAUGUUUGCAGUAUUUGUAACGUUCAUUGCUAUAAACGUGAUCUCCGCCGCAUACCGUUCAUUAAUAUACCGUCUACUGAAUUACUGAAAGUACCCGAUGAUUUUUAUGGCAUAAUUCCGGGAAUGCAGAAAACGUACCAAUUCCAGUCACAUGAUAAGCUUAACAUGAGUGGUGAUCUUGCCAAGGCGUUGAUUCAGAAAGAAAGAGCAGCAGGUUAGUCUCGCUAAUACGUAAACUAAUACAGUAAAUAAUUUUUUUAAUUAUAGAUACGCAUGCUCAAUCAACAAUGAAUAAACAGGCGUUUACUUAUGUAAACGGUAUCGUUUUUUAUGAAGCAGGAUUGCAUAAAACUGUUGAGAAAAAAAAACGAUAUUCGAUACACUGCGAUAUUUGUUCGGAGUGUUGGUCGUCUCUAAUAAAAGGGAAAGUACCGAA
Rotaria sp. Silwood1 is the source of this 1054-nucleotide messenger RNA. The record is from the annotation of a GenBank genome assembly. Lineage: Eukaryota; Metazoa; Rotifera; Eurotatoria; Philodinida; Philodinidae.